GUUGGAUUAUGGUGGCAACAUUCUUCUCCAUCUUCCACCAUUUUCAUUAGUUUUUUCAUAUAUUACUUGCUUCUUUCUUCGUCAUGUCACUUACUGGUAAACUCAUCAUUGAAAUUGGAGUUCAUGCAACUGCUGCAAAGUGGUUCAACCUAUUGGCAACGCAACUCCACCAUGUUCAAAACCUUACUGAUGCAGUCCUUGAAAUAAAAGCCUGGCAUCACAAUGAGUCCAUCAAUCAAUGGACAAGUACCAUAGAUGGUAAGGCUACAAAAUAUCUCGAGAGUGUUGAAUCCGCUGAUGAAGACAACAAAACAAUAACCUACAAAAUCUUCGGGGAAGAUUUCGAGCACAAAUUUAAGGUUUUUAAGCUAAUAUUUCAAGCAAUUGAUAAAGAUGAAGGUGGUGGCGUCAUCAAAUGGAUCAUUGAAUAUGAAACUAAAAGUGAGGAAUUUGAUCCUCCUUUUGGCUUCCUCGAAUUCGUGUACAAAGGAAGCAGAGAUGUUGAUGCCAAUCUUAUCAAAGCAUAGCUCCAAAAGUUAUGAAAAAAACAACAAAUAUAUGAAAUAUCAAAUAAUGAAGUUGGCUGAAAGAAUGAAGUGACUCUAUGUACAAUAAAUUCGUGUGUUGGUACUUUGUUUGUGUGGAAUAAACAUGAACAUGCAUGUUCAUAAUGCCUCUGGCGUGUAAUAUACAGUAUAUGUUGAAGU
This is a messenger RNA of Vigna radiata var. radiata (mung bean), 707 nucleotides long. Its product is annotated as kirola-like. The transcript is spliced from 2 exons. Gene Ontology annotation, biological process: defense response. The coding region runs from base 84 to 527 and encodes 147 amino acids. The record is from RefSeq and is a predicted model, not a curated record. Lineage: Eukaryota; Viridiplantae; Streptophyta; Magnoliopsida; Fabales; Fabaceae.